Molecule: messenger RNA, 882 nt
Organism: Penicillium cosmopolitanum
Lineage: Eukaryota; Fungi; Ascomycota; Eurotiomycetes; Eurotiales; Aspergillaceae
Product: short chain dehydrogenase/reductase family
Exons: 3
Coding region: 1-882 (293 amino acids)
Molecular function (GO): oxidoreductase activity
Source: RefSeq, a predicted model, not a curated record
AUGGAUUCAGCCAGUCUUUUUGAUGUUAAGGGCAAGGUGGUGCUGGUCACCGGCGGAGCCAAAGGUAUCGGUCGCAUGAUCUCAGAGGGCUAUGUGACCAAUGGCGCUACCGUCUACAUCUCCUCCCGCGAUGCAAAGGCAUGCGAGAAGGCUGUCACUGAGCUGAAUGCCCUUGGCAAGGGCAAAGCCCAUGCCAUUCCAGCCGACUUUUACAAGUAUGAGGAUGUGAAGCAGCUGGCGGAUGAGCUGGCCAAGCGAGAGAGCAGUCAGUCAUAUCCCCCCUCCCCCUCUCUCUGUUUCACACUUGGCACGGUUGAUGGGAGAUCAUUGGCACUAACACAAUUGGUAUAUCCUCUAGAGCUCGAUGUCCUGGUCAACAACUCCGGUUCCAACUGGGGCGCCCCCUACGACGAGUAUCCCUCUGAAGCCUUCACCCGCGUCCUGACCCUCAACCUUCACCGUGUCUUCGACCUCACCAAGCUUGUGACUCCUCUCUUGGAGAAGGCGGCUACUCCGAAUAACCCGGCGCGCAUCAUCAACAUUGGCAGCAUUGACGGCCUCCGUGUCCCCUCGCUCGAGACCUUUGCAUAUAGUUCCAGCAAGGCCGGUCUGCACCACCUCAGCCGAGUUCUUGCCAAUCACCUAGGAAAGAGGAACAUCACUUCGAAUACCUUGGCCUGUGGCCCGUUCGAGAGCAAGAUGAUGGCAGCCACACUUAAGUCGUUCGGUGAGGCUAUCAAGGCCGGUGUGCCUCUGGGCCGGAUUGGAACACCGCAAGAUGUAGCCGGUUCUUGCUUGUUCCUGAGUAGCCGAGCAGGCGCAUUUAUCAAUGGGGCGACCAUUACGGUGGAUGGUGGCAGCGCCAUUGCCGCCAAAAUCUAA